Pieris macdunnoughi is the source of this 243-nucleotide messenger RNA. The record is from the annotation of a GenBank genome assembly. NCBI's taxonomy places the organism in Eukaryota, Metazoa, Arthropoda, Insecta, Lepidoptera, Pieridae.
AUGCAAUUAGUUACAGCAAAGACUCGCAUACAAGUUGAUAUGGUAAUAGGAGACCUUCAGUAUUCGCUGGCAAGCGGAAUUUUCCCGUCGACUUAUGGCAAGGCUUUCGAUGUAGAAGGGAAAUCGCAGUGGAAAAGUACCGCGAGCUGCCAAGGCAAGAGAGUGGGUUGCGCAUGCGUGUUCCACACGAACGUACCACUUGUUGUACAUCCACGUGGAUCUCAGAGGGUGGGGGACUUAUAG